GCAUUUUUUUUAUUCAAUAUUGCUGCUGUCUGAUUUUGAAGUUCCUUCAUUUUCAUGAAGCAGUCAUACCUGCAUAAUUCUUUGUUUCUUUAUUUUAUCAUGACAAGAGCAAAGAACACCAAAAAGAAGUCAAGCCCAGAACCAGAAGAAUAUGAAGUAGAAAAGAUCAAGAGCCAUAAGGUCUUUCAAGUUGGCAAAAAACACGUCUUAAAAUACUUGGUCAAAUGGAAGAACUAUCCAGCAGAAUCAAACACUUGGGAGUCAAUUGAAAACUUGUCAAAUAGAUCCAAUGCUUUUGAACUCGUAGAUGAUUAUUGGAGCAUUUUAGGAGGUGAUGAAGCACGCGAGAGAGUGAUGAGUCAGAUUGAAAGCGAAUCCUAUUCUCAAGUAAAAGACACACAAAAGAAAUCAAAGAAGAGAACCAAGAAGGAAGAGAAAAAUGCAUCAAAAGAAGAACCAAAAGCAAAAAAAGUAAAGGAGGAUAUGUAUGAAAGUGAAAGUGAUUCCGAUUUUUCUGAAAGCGAGAUCAACUCUAAAUCUUUCAGAGCAAAGUCUGAUUGGAAUGAUGUCUCUAAAGUGAAGUAUGUAAGAAUGUCUAAUAAUAACAAGCGUUUGGAUGCCAUUGUUCGCUGGGCUGAUGGUAAAAUUGCAUUGUAUCCUACAACCCUUCUCGCUCAAAAGUGCCCUUUGAAAUUGAUUGAGUUUUAUGAAAAGAGAGUGACGUUUGACAGAAAUAAAAAGUAAUGAGAAAUUACCUUAGUCAGCUUAAAAAAAUGGCAUUUAAUGCGUGAAUUUGAAUUGCUAUUUUCUAGUCUUUUAAUAAUGAAUUCCUCAAACUUAUUUGAUGUUAAAGACAAGGUA
Messenger RNA from Gilbertella persicaria, 861 nucleotides. RefSeq lists its product as uncharacterized. The transcript has 5 exons. Gene Ontology annotation, cellular component: pericentric heterochromatin; nucleus. Bases 55 to 744 code for a protein of 229 amino acids. Gene Ontology annotation, biological process: chromatin organization; negative regulation of transcription by RNA polymerase II. The record is from RefSeq and is a predicted model, not a curated record. Lineage: Eukaryota; Fungi; Mucoromycota; Mucoromycetes; Mucorales; Choanephoraceae. Gene Ontology annotation, molecular function: chromatin binding.